Budorcas taxicolor (takin) is the source of this 1473-nucleotide messenger RNA. RefSeq names its product aldolase, fructose-bisphosphate A (gene ALDOA). The transcript is spliced from 9 exons. Gene Ontology annotation, molecular function: fructose-bisphosphate aldolase activity. Gene Ontology annotation, cellular component: cytosol. The record is from RefSeq and is a predicted model, not a curated record. Bases 16 to 1266 code for a protein of 416 amino acids. Gene Ontology annotation, biological process: fructose 1,6-bisphosphate metabolic process; glycolytic process. NCBI's taxonomy places the organism in Eukaryota, Metazoa, Chordata, Mammalia, Artiodactyla, Bovidae.
GGCAAGGUGACCCCCAUGGCACAGCGCAAGCCAGAAGGGUCCGGCUUCCACAUGACCUGCCUGUCCAUGGCUCUGGCGUAUUCCUUUAGGCCAGAUGCCAAUAUACAGCCCCACCCUCAGCUGGGUAACACCCAGAAACAAACAGAGUUAGGAAAGGAACUGACAGGCACCAUGCCCCACCAAUACCCAGCACUCACCCCGGAGCAGAAGAAGGAGCUCUGUGACAUCGCUCACCGGAUUGUGGCUCCGGGCAAGGGCAUCCUGGCUGCAGAUGAGUCCACCGGGAGCAUUGCCAAGCGACUGCAGUCCAUUGGCACUGAGAACACUGAGGAGAACCGGCGCUUCUACCGCCAACUGCUGCUGACCGCCGACGACCGCGUGAAUCCCUGCAUCGGGGGCGUCAUCCUCUUCCACGAGACGCUCUACCAGAAGGCCGAUGAUGGGCGUCCCUUCCCCCAAGUUAUCAAAGCCAAGGGCGGCGUCGUGGGCAUCAAGGUAGACAAAGGUGUGGUACCCCUGGCAGGAACAAAUGGCGAGACAACCACCCAAGGGCUGGAUGGGCUUUCGGAGCGCUGUGCCCAGUAUAAGAAGGACGGAGCUGACUUUGCCAAGUGGCGUUGCGUGCUGAAGAUCGGGGAACACACCCCUUCUUCCCUCGCCAUCAUGGAAAAUGCCAAUGUCCUGGCCCGUUAUGCCAGCAUCUGCCAGCAGAAUGGGAUUGUGCCCAUUGUGGAGCCCGAGAUCCUCCCUGAUGGGGACCAUGACUUGAAACGCUGUCAGUAUGUAACCGAGAAGGUGCUGGCUGCUGUCUACAAGGCUCUGAGUGACCACCACAUCUACCUGGAAGGCACCUUGCUGAAGCCCAAUAUGGUAACCCCAGGCCACGCCUGCACCCAGAAAUAUUCUCACGAGGAGAUUGCCAUGGCAACUGUCACGGCGCUGCGCCGCACAGUGCCCCCCGCUGUCCCUGGGAUCACCUUCCUAUCCGGAGGCCAGAGUGAGGAGGAGGCAUCCAUCAACCUCAACGCCAUCAACAAGUGCCCCCUGCUGAAGCCAUGGGCCCUGACCUUCUCUUAUGGCCGAGCCCUGCAGGCCUCUGCCCUGAAGGCCUGGGGUGGAAAGAAGGAGAACCUGAAGGCUGCCCAGGAAGAAUACGUCAAGCGAGCCUUGGCCAACAGCCUUGCCUGCCAAGGAAAGUACACCCCAAGUGGUAAGGCAGGGGCUGCAGCCAGCGAGUCCCUCUUCAUCUCUAACCACGCCUACUAAGCCAACGUGUUCUAAGGCUGCCCCCUCAACACUCCAGGCCCCGUCCCCUCCCACACUCACUCUUGAAGAGAGGGGCUUCAUCUGGGGCUCCAGGCUGCUCUUUCCCGUCACUCUUGCCUCCUUGUGACAUUGGUGCCUGGUGUUGUCUGUGUACGCUAACUCCACUGUUUCCAGCCUACUGCCAAUAAACAGCUAUUUAAGGGGGAA